ACAUAUAUAUACACAUGCACACGUCCAUACAUAUAAGGUGCAUUAUCCAUGUGGCGGUGACUGUGGUUGUCCACGUGACUCAUGACAUCAUGAUCGAGGAGACUAACUGCUGCUGACUGAUCUGUGAGGGCGUUUAGGUCUCUGAGCUGCUCAGCACACUCACACACUCAUGCAGAGGGUGGUGUGGGUUGUUCAUGAUGGAUGUCAGCUUUACUAACAUCCUCCUGUCGCCCACCACCUCCACAGACUCCAGAGGACAUCCCAGCACAGAGCUAGACCUCCGCACCAGUUUGUCAACCCUGCUCCUGUCCGUGGAUCUGCUCCCCCAGCAGGUCACUGCGCAGAGAGAGGCGGGCGCUAGCCCGUAUUAGUCUUUUUUAUGAGUUCGCCCUCCUUAAGAGCAGUGACCUUGGGGGCCUUUGUUCCCUUAUUUCUAUUUUUUUCGUGUUGCACUCCGGUUGCCUAGGCCGGGGUGUAACAGUGUCAUAGAAGAAAACAGACUGGAUGUAAAAGAUGGCGAUAUCUCCUGCUUCCUGCUCCAGUCACUCACUUCCGUUCUCAGUGUUUUACCUGUUAGACCAGUGGUCAGGAACUCCAGGCCGCAGCCUGGUUUUAGAGUUUUCAGCUGAUUUAAAAGGCUAAAUUAAAAAGUUCUGCAGAGGCAUGGUGAUGAGCUCAUGUGACUCAGGUGUGCUGACCCAGGGUGAUACCUGAAACCUUCCCCGCCUCUGUUUCAGUCUUAUUCCAGACGUUAUCUGAAUAUUUCAGCAUCACUUCCUGUCCACCUCCGUGAUAUGUCACAGAGCCGGUUUUAGGCUGAAAAAGGUCCCACGUGACCACAAACCGCGCUCAGCAGUAAGGUGUGAAGGAAAGAUGAGUCUGCUGCGGGCGCGCGCAUCACAGUCUCGUGCUUCGUCUUUAAUGAGAACUCGAACCUCCUGGCUGUAAAACGAGCCCUUGUUGCCAUGGACCCAGCGCAGGUGUGCGCUGGCACCUGACGUUUCCCGCGGUCCCCCCUCCUCCCGGAGGUGGAGGCGGGGGCGUUGUGGUGGUGGCCUCCUCCCCCGGCUCCUCCUCCUCCAUCAUGCCGGGCAGACAGAAGCAGCUCCUCUUCUCCGUGUGCGGGCUCCUCGGCCUCUCCUGUGCGCUCACGGCCGCGGUGGCCACCGGCCUGCCACUCUGGCUCCGCGGGGCCGUGCUGUGCCGCACCGGGGCCGAGCUCGUCAACGCCACCGGGGCCGAGCUGGACAAGUUCGUGGGCGAGCUGAGCUACGGGCUGUUCCACGGACAGCGCGUGAAGCAGUGCGGGCUGGGGGGCCGCGCGGCGCGCUUCUCCUUCUUUCCUGACCUCCUGAGUGCCAUCCCCACGGGCCUCCACGUCACCGUCAUCUUCUUCUGUGGUGUUGUGACACUCUUCUCCUCCGUGGCCACUGGCUUCUUCUUCUUCAAUGCCUUCGGCAGACCCUACGAGACGCUGCAAGGCCCCGUGGGACUUUACCUGUGGACCUUCAUCACCUGUGUCGGCAGCUGCCUCGUCAUGGUCCUGUUUGUGUCGGAGGUAAAGCUCAGUCGUCUGUCCGAGCGGAUCGCCAACUUCAAUGAGGGGAAUUUCAUCUUCCAGACGUACACCGAGCGCUACGACCGAUGCUUCUGGCUCUUCUUCCUCAUCUUCCUCCUUCAGGGACUGAACGCCCUGUUGGUCCGACUGGCGGGAAUCCAGUUUCCCUUUCAACAAAACAAAGAGGUGGAGCUGAGCGGCGGGGCGGCCGACCUCAUGUACUGAGAGGAGAGGAGCACGGCUCAGCGGGAAAAUGGCCUGAAUGCCAGACUUCAUCAGCCGCCACUUCCUGUCGCCGCAGCUCUGUCAGACAGCUUUCCUUCACAGUCUGUUCCACACUGAAGAAGCCGAACCCUCGCUCUUCACCAGCGUGAGGGCGUUUCCCUCAGUAACAGCGACGAUCGUGACUCUGACGCUGAAACUACGAACAGUUCAUAGAUUUGAAAUGUUACUCUGUGGUAGAUGACGCCGUCGAGCUCCUCUGUGUCUUCGUUUCUUUGCAGAUCUGUGAUGUUUAGGUCCUCGCUGGCUCACUCGUCCUUUAGCUUCUUGUGUUUCACCGAUCACGAUGACCACGCAUCCGGCGCCGAGCCCGUCCUGAUCCGAGCUCUUUGGUUCUGAGGACAGGCGAUGCCUCGGCUCUGCCGUGUUGCUGUGUGGGAAAGCAAACGUGAUCGCUGAACGCAGAGGAAGGUUUUGGACAGUGAAUCAUUGACAAAGUGUGUUUCUGUGCAAACCAUCACGAGCUAAAUGUGCCUGUUAGGAAAAUAAAACUGUAUCUGAGCGUC
Messenger RNA from Pundamilia nyererei, 2346 nucleotides. RefSeq names its product clarin 1 (gene clrn1). The transcript is spliced from 3 exons. Gene Ontology annotation, biological process: equilibrioception; sensory perception of sound. The record is from RefSeq and is a predicted model, not a curated record. Bases 1085 to 1783 code for a protein of 232 amino acids. Lineage: Eukaryota; Metazoa; Chordata; Actinopteri; Cichliformes; Cichlidae.